Messenger RNA from Calidris pugnax (ruff), 4047 nucleotides. It is a transcript of the gene TRPV1, whose product is annotated as transient receptor potential cation channel, subfamily V, member 1. The transcript is spliced from 15 exons. NCBI's taxonomy places the organism in Eukaryota, Metazoa, Chordata, Aves, Charadriiformes, Scolopacidae. Gene Ontology annotation, biological process: calcium ion import across plasma membrane. Gene Ontology annotation, cellular component: membrane. The record is from RefSeq and is a predicted model, not a curated record. The coding region runs from base 1377 to 3908 and encodes 843 amino acids. Gene Ontology annotation, molecular function: calcium channel activity; protein binding.
GUUAAUAAGUUAUUAUGUUAUUCUUUCAGAGUGAUUCUAAGGACACAAAGGACUUGAGAGUGAGCUCAGAGGGCAGAGCAAGUUAAACUGUAGUCAUUAGUAUUUCAUCUAUACUAUGCUGUUUUGCUUCCAAUAACCCUAAAUAUGCAAGUUUGCAAAUUGAAGUUUUCUUUACAUCUAUGUUGUACGAAAUUAUAGAAAGUGCAAAUGCCUGACAAAAGGUUCUUUCCUAUCCUACUUGCACAGGAAAAUGUAAGUAACACUUAAUUUGAAUAUUAACUAGUCCCGUAGAACUAAAUAUCUAGUUUUAAUGUACAGUGUAGGUUUGCAGACAACCCCUCAGAAUAUUUUUGUGAAGAGAAACAGCUUUGAAGCAUUUUUAAUGUUGUUUUCACACUGAAUGUACAGAGAACAUUACUGACCCCUGUAAUUUGGUUUAUAGUUGAAGACUUUUUAGAGAUUUUGUAACACUCCUGUGCUCAAAGCAUGCUCAAAGCUCAAAAGUAAUCUAGGAUUUCAAAGUAUGUUUCUACGGCUGUUCAGCUCUCUCUAAAAGCCAGCUGUGCAGCAGUUCAAAUACGAUGCAUUCCUGUCUCCACUGCUGCAGUUCCAGGAUAUUUUGCAUUCAGCGGCAUGAAGACCAGCAUUUGUCUGAUUAAAAAAAAAAAAAAAAAAAAAAAGCCUGCUCUACUAUCAGCACAGUGUAUUUGUUAACUUGUGUGAAAUUCUUUGUGGUUGUAAAUCAAACAAGAUCUGUGGUCUUGCAGUCAUCUCUUAUCUGUUGUAACCUUCCCCUUUCUGUUUCCGUGUCUCACAUUUGAGGUGACACUAAUCUCCCAAGAAUCACAUGCCCCAGUUCUCAUCUAGCACUGCUGUAACUCUGAAUAGCCAUGAAGUGCUAUUUUUCCUAUAUGCAGGAAGCUCUCUCUGCUCAGCAUCACUGAGAUAUCGUUAUGGCACAAGCAGGCUUUUUUUGCAUGCCUGAAAUACUUCGGAGAAUAUGUUGUGGCAUAAAACAGAAAGUAGAGAAAGAAACCAGAAAUUGUUCAGGGUUUGAGAUUGUUCGGGCUUUGACAAGGGCUGGAGGAGGAUGAGGCACUAGUUUUAAGCAGAACUGGUCAGCUCUGCAGUGAGAUGGCUGGGAAGCUCUUGGACACUCUGGCUUGCUUUCUCCAUUCUGAAAUGGUCAAGGGCAGUGGGGACAGUAAUGACUAGCGUGAAGGUAAUGACCUACUGAACUGGUCCAACUCCAGGAUAGUGAGUAUCUGUCCAUCUUGCUUCUGGGAUGAGAGCAACCAAUCCGUUCCCUGUUGUUUGGCUCUAUAAAGUGCUGACUUAAGGUGUUUGUGUUGUUCCUCACAGACUGCCUGCUCAUCAUGUCUUCCAUUCUUGGGAAGAUGAAGAAAUUUGGCAGUUCUGACAUGGAGGAAUCUGAAGUGACAGAUGAACACACAGAUGGAGAGGACUCCACACUGGAAACACCUGACAGCCUCCAGGGUACAGUCAGCACCAAGGUGCAGCCCCCCAAAAGCAACAUCUUUGCAAGACGUGGGCGGUUUGUGAUGGGGGACAGUGACAAGGAUAUGGCUCCCAUGGACUCCUUUUACCAGAUGGAUCACCUGAUGGCACCUUCUGUCAUCAAAUUUCAUGCCAAUUUGGAGAGGGGGAAACUUCACAAGCUCCUAUCUACAGAUUCCAUCACAGGCUGCUCAGAAAAAGCUUUCAAAUUUUAUGACCGCAGAAGGAUCUUUGAUGCUGUAGCCCAAGGCAACACAAGGGACCUGGAUGAUCUGCUACUCUAUCUUAAUAGAACCUUGAAGCAUCUCACAGAUGAUGAGUUCAAAGAGCCAGAAACGGGGAAAACCUGCUUACUGAAAGCCAUGCUGAAUCUACAUGAUGGGAAGAACGAGGCCAUUCCCUUGCUGCUGGAUAUUGCAAGGAAAACUGGGACUCUGAAAGAGUUUGUUAAUGCAGAGUAUACUGACAACUACUACAAGGGCCAGACUGCACUUCACAUCGCCAUUGAGAGAAGGAACAUGUACCUGGUGAAGCUCUUGGUCCAGAAUGGAGCAGAUGUUCAUGCAAGAGCCUGUGGGGAGUUCUUCAGGAAAAUCAAAGGGAAACCUGGCUUUUAUUUCGGGGAGCUGCCUUUGUCCCUGGCUGCCUGCACCAACCAGCUCUGCAUCGUGAAAUUCCUCCUGGAGAACCCCUACCAGCCAGCCAACAUCGCUGCUGUGGACUCCAUGGGCAAUACAGUCCUGCAUACACUCGUGGAGAUCGCAGAUAAUACUAAGGAUAAUACCAAGUUUGUUACCAAGAUGUACAAUAACAUAUUGAUCCUUGGUGCCAAAAUUAAUCCAAUCCUGAAACUGGAAGAACUCACCAACAAGAAAGGGCUGACUCCAUUAACUCUGGCAGCCAAAACAGGGAAGAUAGGGAUUUUCGCUUACAUCCUCAGACGAGAGAUUAAAGAUCCUGAGUGCAGACACUUGUCUAGGAAGUUCACUGAAUGGGCAUACGGACCUGUCCACUCGUCUCUCUAUGACCUGUCCUGUAUAGACACAUGUGAGAAAAAUUCAGUGCUUGAGAUUAUUGCCUACAGCAGUGAAACACCAAACCGUCAUGAGAUGCUGCUGGUGGAACCCCUUAACAGGCUGCUGCAAGACAAGUGGGACCGGUUUGUCAAACACUUAUUUUACUUCAACUUCUUUGUCUAUACCAUGCAUAUCAUCAUCCUCACUGCGGCUGCUUACUACAGACCUGUAGAGAAGGAGGAAAAGCCUCCCUUCACGUUUGGUCACAGCACUGGGGAAUAUUUUCGAGUGACUGGAGAGAUCGUGAGUGUACUGGGAGGUCUCUAUUUUUUUUUCAGAGGGAUACAGUAUUUCGUGCAGAGACGCCCAUCAUUCAAGACACUGGUAGUUGACAGCUACAGUGAGGUUCUUUUCUUUGUUCACUCCUUGCUCCUCCUGAGCUCUGUGGUGCUGUACUUCUGUGGCCAGGAACUGUACGUGGCUUCCAUGGUCUUCUCCUUGGCACUGGGCUGGGCUAACAUGCUGUACUACACCCGUGGCUUCCAGCAGAUGGGCAUUUACUCUGUCAUGAUUGCCAAGAUGAUCCUUAGAGAUUUAUGUCGCUUCAUGUUUGUCUAUCUGGUAUUCCUUUUGGGAUUUUCUACAGCUGUGGUGACUUUAAUUGAAGAUGACAAUGAGGGGCAAGAGACAAAUAGCUCUGAAUAUUCCCGAUGCUGCCAUAUGAAACGAAGCCGCACGUCCUACAACAGUCUGUAUUAUACCUGCUUGGAGCUUUUCAAGUUCACUAUUGGGAUGGGGGACCUGGAGUUCACAGAGAACUACAGGUUCAAGUCUGUGUUCGUCAUCCUUCUGGUUCUCUAUGUCAUCCUUACCUACAUCCUCCUGCUCAACAUGCUGAUUGCACUGAUGGGGGAAACUGUGAGCAAAAUUGCACAGGAGAGCAAGAGCAUCUGGAAACUCCAGAGAGCCAUCACAACCUUGGAUAUUGAAAACAGCUACUUGAACUGUGUGAGGCGCUCGUUCCGGUCUGGUAAGAGAGUCUUGGUGGGGGUCACACCUGACGGCCAAGAUGAUUACAGAUGGUGCUUUAGGGUUGAUGAAGUGAACUGGUCCACGUGGAAUACUAAUCUGGGCAUAAUCAACGAAGACCCUGGGUACUCCGGGGACCUCAAACGAAAUCCCAGUUACUCUAUUAAGCCUGGCAGAGUUUCAGGGAAAAACUGGAAAACGUUGGUUCCGCUUUUAAGAGAUGGAAGCAGGAGAGAAGAGACUCAUAAACUACCAGAAGAAGUAAAAUUAAAACCUAUUUUGGAACCUUAUUAUGAGCCAGAAGAUUCUGAGACAUUGAAGGAGUCAAUUCCAAAGUCAGUCUAAUCUUAUUUUAUUUUUAAGAAGAAGGUUAGUUCUAAUUGCCUGUUGGUCGUCACAAGCAGGACAAUUAGAGCACUUUACUGAAAAAGACAGGGAUUUAUGAAAAAAGGUCAGAGGAUUUAAGAAAUUGCUGUGUGCAAGG